Messenger RNA from Exophiala aquamarina CBS 119918, 183 nucleotides. RefSeq lists its product as uncharacterized. The record is from RefSeq and is a predicted model, not a curated record. NCBI's taxonomy places the organism in Eukaryota, Fungi, Ascomycota, Eurotiomycetes, Chaetothyriales, Herpotrichiellaceae. The coding region runs from base 1 to 183 and encodes 60 amino acids. The transcript has a single exon.
AUGAGGCCAGGCUCAGAAGCCACCGGGGCCAACGAAGCCGCCACAAAGCUCGCCGAGGCAAUUGAUGAUUUCCUAGGCGACCUGCAGAAGAAGUUCCAAGGAAUUAGUGACGAGAUAUUGACUAAGCGUGAGGGAGCCUCAUUCUUGCCCUUCCCGGCCCUACAGAUCCAACGAACAACAUGA